AUGGCUGAAUCUAAAACUGCACCUAUUCCCAUGGUUGUCCGUCAACCAUCCACCUCAGACAACCGUCUAUUCGACAAUCCGACCCUCUAUCGAAGCAUCAUGGGUGGCCUUUACUAUCUAGCUGUUACUCGUCCAGACAUCCAACAUGCGGUUAAUCGUGUCUCUCAAUCCAUGCAUGCUCCAACUGAACAAAACUUUCAGGCAUUAAAAAAGAUUCUUUGUUAUCUAAAGGGUAGCUCACGUCGUGGACUUCUUUUCCAAAAAGAAAAUUUGGAGCUCUCCAUCUACUCCGACUCAGACUGGGCAAACGACAAGGAUGAUCGUCGCUCCACCACCGGGUACCUACUGUUUCUUGGACAAAAUUUAAUCUCUUGGUGCACCAAAAAGCAAACGCGGGUAUCUCGUUCUUCCACCGAAGCUGAAUACCGAGCUAUGGCGGCUGGAGUUGCCGAAGCUAUGUGGCUUCAUCAUAUUACAGAUGCUCUUGGCCUUCCUCCUUUUCGGCCAAAGAUUUACUGUGACAACGAGUCCACCAUUUGCGUUACAAAAAAUCAGUCCUUCACGAUCGUAUGA
Molecule: messenger RNA, 573 nt
Organism: Solanum lycopersicum (tomato)
Lineage: Eukaryota; Viridiplantae; Streptophyta; Magnoliopsida; Solanales; Solanaceae
Product: secreted RxLR effector protein 161-like
Source: RefSeq, a predicted model, not a curated record